GUUUGCGAAGUUUAAAGUAAAAAGGAGUGAAAUUGUGUAACUUAGGUGGGGUAUAAUGUGUGUUAUAUAACCGACAUGAUUCAUCAAAAAGUUAAAAGUGAUUCCUUGGGAAAAUUUGAACCAGCAAUACUUCAUUGCAAAAGAAACAGUUUGAGCUUCAUUGGGAAUGUUUCCAAGCAUAAAAGCUGGCUCUUUCAACCAUAAUACAUGUAUCUAUGAUUAUUGAUAAUAAAUUUCCUGGGGCGACAUGGAAACAUAUUUCCGCUGCACUCAAAAAUCAUUGAUUUCAAAUUAAAAUGUGACAUCUGCUAUCAUUCUGAUACCUUCGUACCUUCAUCUUUAUAGGCAAAUAUGUCAAACUGUUUAAUUAUUCCAGAAAGAAUUAGUGACAGCGACGAAGAGAUUUUUGUCAAGCCAGAUUAAAUGUGGGGGAAAGUUGCGUGCCCUAGAAAACUGUGGCUGUAUUCUCCCCCCCUUAUCCGAAUUUUGCGAUAAGCAUGCUGCUAUGGCAUAAUCCCCUUCAAGGAUACGAGCUUCCUUGGAAAUUCCAACUAACGUUACUUAAACCUUCAAGAUCCAAAGGUAAAUUGAAUCGAAUUAAUUCUAAAGUUAACCCCUAUUUUACAACCAAUUUCAAUCAUGACUGUUGCAUCAGAAUUCGAACAAGCUAACAAAUCUUACGUUGAUCAAUUCACCAAGGGCAGUUUACCCCUUCCACCAGCAAGAAAAGUUGCCGUGGUUGUAUGUAUGGAUGCUCGUAUUGACCCCGCUGCUGCCUUGGGCCUUACUGAAGGUGAUGCCCACGUUAUAAGAAAUGCUGGAGGAAGAGCCACCGACGCGCUUCGUAGUGUUAUUAUUUCUCAAAGAUUGUUAGGAACCCGUGAAAUCGUUGUUAUUCACCACACUGAUUGUGGUAUGUUGACAUUCACAGAUGAGGGAUUACGAAAGAUUGUCGAAGACGAAACUGGACAAAAUGUAGACCAUUUUGCCUUUUUACCGUUCAAUGACUUAGAAAAGAGUGUUAAAGAUGACGUUGAGUUUUUCAAGAAGAAUCCUUUAGUUUUGGAUGUUCCUGUUACUGGAUAUAUCUAUGAUGUCAAAACAGGAAAAAUUACUCAAGUGUAAGUUAAAAGGCAACAUAUUAAAUUCCUAUGAUUCUUUACUUUUCUAUUCGUUAUAGCACGUGUAUAUGAUAUAAGUUCUUCGUACGUUAUGCAUAUCUCCUGAUUUG
This is a messenger RNA of Spathaspora passalidarum NRRL Y-27907, 1231 nucleotides long. RefSeq lists its product as uncharacterized. NCBI's taxonomy places the organism in Eukaryota, Fungi, Ascomycota, Pichiomycetes, Serinales, Debaryomycetaceae. The record is from RefSeq and is a predicted model, not a curated record. Gene Ontology annotation, molecular function: zinc ion binding; carbonate dehydratase activity. The transcript has a single exon. The coding region runs from base 640 to 1125 and encodes 161 amino acids.